This is a messenger RNA of Cannabis sativa, 1887 nucleotides long. RefSeq lists its product as uncharacterized. The coding region runs from base 192 to 1547 and encodes 451 amino acids. NCBI's taxonomy places the organism in Eukaryota, Viridiplantae, Streptophyta, Magnoliopsida, Rosales, Cannabaceae. The transcript has 2 exons. The record is from RefSeq and is a predicted model, not a curated record.
AAUAAUAAUAAUAAUAAUAAUAAUAAUAAUAAACUCACUCUUCUCUCCCACACAACUGAAUAGAUCUUCUCAAUUCAGAUUCAAUUAUGCUCUAACAAUGGCAGAUUCAAAUUCCAAUUCCCUUCUCAAUCUCAAUUCCUCUAGAUUUUGAUUUUGAUUGAUUUCAAUUGGGGAUUUCACCUCAUCUUCAAAUGGGUUCCUCUCAAUCCAUACAAGUUCCAGAAAAUAGUGACGAAGAAGAAGAACACGAACAACAACAACAAGAAGAUGGCGAAGAAGAAGACGACGACGAAGAAGAAGACGACGACGAAGGAGUAGAAGAAGCAGAAGAAGAAGAAGACCACAAUGGCGAGCUCGACAGGAGAAGGAGGAACGAAAUGGAUAAUCAUUUGGUGAAGAAGGUUCUUCAACAAGAACCGGAGAUGUUACCUUGUUAUGCAUCGGCAUCGCCUCUCUCUCCUCAGCUAUCUUCAUUAGGUACGCCUCGUCUCGGACCUUCCAUCAAGGUUUGGGACCCUUACAAUGUGCUCGCUCCGCCCCCACCGCUUCCGCCUCCUCCCGUCUUCUCGCGAAGUUUUUCGUCUAAUGCCAUGGAGGAGGAUCGGGUGAUGUUCGAAGUGUUUUUGAUUAGUCACGGCGAGUGUCAGUUGAGUCUGAGGCCUGAUUUGGUUGGGGGACGGUGCCCUGAGGCUGCACUCACCACCAAUGGGAAGCGUCAAGCAAGGGCUUUGGCGGUGUUCUUGAAUUCACAAGGGAUUCGGUUCAAUGCGGUUUACUCAUCGCCGUUGGAUCGGGCUCGAUCCAUGGCUGUCUCAGCUUGUCAGGAAAUGAACUUUGCAGAGGAACAGAUUCAAACUUCUGAUGCUCUUGUGGAGAUGAGUCAGGGGCAUUGGGAGGGAUGCCUUCGGUCAGAGAUAUACUCUGCUGAAAUGUUGAGCUUUAUUGACAAUGUUCAGCCUGAUUUUUGUCCACCCUCAGGGGAAUCGCUUAGGCAAGUGGAGUUUCGAAUGGUUAGUUUUCUAAAUGGGACUGUGUUGGGGCUGCCUGAAAAGUUAAGAUCAGAUUUCUCGUCACUCCAUCCGAUGGAGAACCAAGGUUUUCCACUCCAUAAUCCUCACUCUUUAUCGAAUUCAAUCCAUGACCGAGAAGGGUCUUCACUCGCAGCACCUCCCUGGGAUGCGCUUCAGAGGCAGCAGCGCCAGGGAACUGGGCUACUAAGGAAAAAGUCCGGAAAAAGUAGGCUACAGUUUAUGACCACAACUGGAGAUCAUGAGGUUGAAGAAGAAAUUUCCCCUCAAGAGUCCAAUCAUCGAAACUCCCUACAUGAUAUAAGCGGCAGGAGCUCCUCUUAUGCCCCAACUUGUAUUGGUAUUUUUAGCCAUUCAGUACCAAUUAAGUGUCUCCUCACUGGCAUCCUUGGCUGCAGCCCGCUAAUGUCCAAUAAGAUGUGCAUAGACGAUUCUUCAGUAACGAUGUUGCAGCAUUCAUGGAAAACUGGUUGGCAGAUAAAAAAGUUGAACGAUACCGCACACCUUAGACUGCUCUAGUCAGAGCAUAUAGCCUGAAAAUUUUCCGCAAUGGAUUCAUCGACCAAAGCCCAGCAAUGGCAUCGGUUUGGUUUCUGAACUAAACAUGUAUGCUGCAACUCAUGAUGUUGGAUGAAGUUGCACUACAUUUUGCACUUCUUUUGUUACCAUCUUUGCAAUACUUGUUGUUUCUAAAUUAACUAGCUCCCAAAUUGUUGUGGGAGUUGGGAUUAUUUUUAUAUGGGGUGAUUCUUUUGAUUUGUAGCAAUUUCAUGGAGUAACUAUAGCUGUAAUAGAAAGAAAAUAAGUUGUUAUUAUUAUUAUUUAAAAUGGGAAAACUUUUAUGAGCUUAUGGCAGUCA